UGUCAGCUCGAGCACUUUUAACUUUUAAUUAAUCCCAAGACUUUUGGAGACGAUGGGUUGCGGUUGCUGUAAAGAGGACCCACCACACUGCAGCUACAACGGUGAGGUGUACUCUGAGACCCGAAAACAUUGCAAGCGACCUGAUCCAAAUUGUUCAAAGCAAUGGACACAGGGGAUCGGUGCUGCGAGUGGUGUUGAGGAUUGGUCUUUGAAUCCGAUCAUCGAGGCGCCAGGUUUGUUGAAUUGGAUUGUGGGGGACCCAACUGUCAUCCAAGUGGACAAAGAGAUCAUCAUGUUCACCAACGGUGCCUUGGGAGGAAUUCAACGCUACGUGGCCCAAACCACGGACCCGACAUUCUUCGAGGACCGUCCACCUGCUCUGAUAAAAUUUGGCACUGUGCGACCUUACAUUUUUCACGACCAGGCCUCCAACACUGUGACACUUUUUUACGAGCAGUACUCAGCCCCACUUCUGUUUCAAGCCUCCUACAUCGCGGCCCGUCAAGCUACAGUUGGGAAAUGGAGAUUCGGCCGUCCGAAAAAGGUUCUCUUGCCCACGUUGGAUUGGGAGAAAGAAGGUCAAUCGCGCAUUGGAAAUCCCUUUGUGUACUACAACAAAGUCAAGGGCAAAUAUUGGCUCUACUAUUCCUGCUCCUCGAUCCGCCUAGACGACUCUGCAAUCGAUGAACCCAAAUACUUUGGCUUGGCUGAAUCAGACAACCUGCUGGGACCGUACACUCGAGUCUUGCAGAAGCCUAUGGAAAUCAGGGGCGAAAUUCCUGGAUUGACGGUGAAGGGCUAUGGAUCACUGAAGAUCAUCAAGAAUCCACUGGCAGACAUCACCGAGGACGGUGGUGGUGUUGCAUUGUGCAACCGCCUGACGUUGGAUGAAUCCACUGGUGUUAGCGGAAGUACCAUCUCUUUGAUCAGAACCACUGACGAAGGCUUGUCCUGGGACACAGUGAUCCCCAAGUUUAUUGGACCAAGCUUUGUGGAAGACGAUUGGAAGAGUGCUUACGUCUAUGCCUUUGACACCCUGAUCAAUCCGUUGGAUCCCAGCACCGAGCUGAUCUACUACAACGCUAGAAACGGAUACAAGGAUGCCUUUGAGGAGGCUGGAGUCUCGAGGUUUCCAGUGGAAUUCAUCCAAAAGGCUAAAUCAGGUUGAGCCUGUGUUGCUUCCAGCAGUGAGCAGCUGAGGGAAUUCGUGCGGCCCUGUACCUGAAAUCCAUGUCGUAUAGAACAGGUGCUGCAUGCUGUCAAUGUUGUUGACAUUCUUAGAUUCU
Cladocopium goreaui is the source of this 1286-nucleotide messenger RNA. The record is from the annotation of a GenBank genome assembly. NCBI's taxonomy places the organism in Eukaryota, Dinophyceae, Suessiales, Symbiodiniaceae.